Molecule: messenger RNA, 486 nt
Organism: Alternaria atra
Lineage: Eukaryota; Fungi; Ascomycota; Dothideomycetes; Pleosporales; Pleosporaceae
Exons: 1
Coding region: 1-486 (161 amino acids)
Source: RefSeq, a predicted model, not a curated record
AUGAAAGCCGAUACUGCACGACGAUACUUCGUCGCUUUCAUCGCUACACUGCAAAGUCUACUCCAGUACUUUCCAAGGUAUGCUAUAUAUGUCAAUGAUAUCCGGAACAUGCUUCGUAGUAUUGAUGAGCCGAAUAUACCGCUCCCAGCUCAGAGAGCGUCCAACGAGGUGGACUUCCGCGCACGCGUAAUACCGUCGAGUGAAGAGAAUUCGGAUGAGGACGAUGUGGUCAACGUGACUGCGGACUCUACUCUUAGUACAAGAGAUGACACCCUGCGCCCUGUGUCUCCAACCUCUGAGGUACCUGUCGGACCGCUGCCCGGAUUCGUCGAAAUGCCGCUCCAUAUAUCACGGAUUGUCGAAGGACAAGAUCAAUUCUUCGCUGAUUUGAAUACCCCGCAGUACAACAUAGACCCUACAAUGAAUCUUGAUCAGGGAUUGUUGUGGGAUUGGGCAGAUGCUCUGGGAUCAGGUUUCAACAUCUGA